ACAAAUAAUAGCAUAACUGACAGCCGUUUCGACCAAUAAUCUUAUGGACCCGCCCACUAAAGGCGGGCAGAUAUUCUACCGGAAAUGCAAAUGUUUUUCCUCGUUCGAAAUGCAUGCACAAUUGAAGGGUGAAUGGAGGCAACACAGCUGAUCGAUGACUCAGUAUUGGAAGAGUCAGAGGAGGAGGAGGAGGAUGGAGCGAUGCGAGGAGAGCCACUGGCAAAACUCAGGGUGUUAAAAAAUGAACACAUCUCAGAGACUGAGUUGCCUCUCUACCAGGGAGAGAAUGUGUUGGGUCGAAACCCAAACUCCUGCUCCCUUCCCCUCAUGGCACCUUCUGUAUCCAAGCAGCACACCGUCAUCUCCAUCUCAAUGUUUCGCGGCAACCGUUGUCGUGGCAACGUUGCCGGCAUGGAGACAGAGGCUUUAGUGUGGGACCUGGGGAGCAUGAAUGGGACAAGGAAGGGCCGGACCAAACUGACCCCUCACGUCCGCUACGCUCUGACUGAUGGAGAGUGUGUGGUAAUAGCUGACAUCCCCUGCCAGUAUGUCUCUGUGGACCAGAGGGGGGGACAGGGGCACAUGCAGAACCUGACCAACGCACACUCUGGAAGGGGAAGGAAGACAGGGCCAGACAGGAAGGCCCAGUUCAGAGGAAGCCCUAGCGGCCAAGGUCUGGGACGAGAGACUGGCACACCGAAGACUGAGAGACCGACUGAGGGUAGAGGAGUCAAUGGAGAGUUGGGGGCACCAUUGUCGACUGAGCUGGGUGGAAAAGGUAAAACUCGGGCCAUACCCCUGUCGUUGGAACAAACCCCCACACAGCCUGAGAGGACACUGGUGCCUGAAUCUGAGUCUGACUCCGACGGAGAUCGAGAGGGACGGGGAGACAAACGGGGAAAGUACUUUGUCUCUGAUUCUGACUCCCAUGUGUCCAGUCCCACCUGUUCUACAUUCCUCAGUCCUACAAACAAAGUUAUUCCAGAGGGACCCAAGAAAGUAGUGAGCUUCAGUGAGGAGGAGAGUGACAUGGAUGGACCGAGACAGCAGCCCAGGAGAAGAAGAGCACAAGUGAUAGUGGACGACAGCGAAGAAGAGGGGGAGGGGAAGGAAGGCACAGAGGCACUAGGAGAGAAGGAACCUGGGAAAAGGACAAGAGGAAAAGAGGAUGUGUCAGUGGUGAACCAGGUCAGUCAAGCUGAGAGAGAUGGACCAAUGGUGUCAACAGAGGACACAUUUAACAUGGACAGUGACACAGACGUAGAGGGAGAGGAGGAGAUGGGGCUGUCUGCACCUGUAAAAAGUGUUAAGCCACCAGCCGUAACAGAACCUCCUACUACAGACUCUGACCCAGGCCAGAUCCACAUGGACAGUGAUACUGAUGUGGAGGAAGGAGAUACUAUGGACGGUGAUGCUAAGUUAAUGCUAACUGCAGCCGAUGUGGAGAGGAAACCAGUAGAUUCUGUCCCAGUGGUGCAGCCAACAGAGAUCCACCUGGACAGUGAUACAGACGUGGAUGAUGAUGAUGUUGUUGUGUCAGACAGUGCUACCAAUGUUACCUCCUUCAUAUCCGAUCCGGCUGAGAAACCAGACGAUCCUGCCCCUGCAGUGCCACCCGUAGAAUUCCACCCAGACACUGACACAGAUGUGGAAGAGGAGAACACAGACACACAUUCCAAAACAGUUCCAGAAUCAGAUUCUAGUGGGGUCAGAACAGGGAUUGCUGGUCCCCAGGAGAUCCUUUUGGACAGUGAUACUGAUGAAGAAGACAACCCGUUUACCCCUCCGGCCAGCAGCAGAACGGCGGAGCUCCUUAAUCCACCCACCAGUGUAGGACCUGCAGCUGCUGCUCCUCUGGAGAUCAGGUCUGACAGCGACACUGACUUAGAGGAAGACGCCACACAGACAAUGAACCUUCCUCCUCCUAAUGUUGCCACGGUAACGGAAGACGCGGGGUUAGCAUCUCGACAGGCCGUGCUUCCAUCAACAACGACAAUCGCUCUCAGGUCUCAGGACUCUGAUGCUGACACAAAUGCUGAGGAGGAGAGGUUGGAGCCCAAACCCCCCCGGUGUCGGCCCCCAGCAGGGAUGGUCCCAGAGUCGGACCUCAGUGAGCCCAGUGACUUCAUGGUGGACAGUGAUACGGAGGAGGAUGGACCAGGGGAGGCAGGCCAGGGACAGACUGCACGUCGGCUCAGAGAGGGGGCAGUUGGCCCCAGGCUGCUCCCCCUGGGAGGUUCCCCUGGCCCUCAUCAGAAGUGCUCCACCCCUUUGGCAUCGUCAGUACAGGAAGAAAUGGAGACUCAGGCCUUCUUCAGUCCCUCUGACUCCUUCAGACACCCAGCUCUCCCUCCUGUGCUGAGGCCUACAGCAGCAUUGUCCUGCUCUGCGUCAGACAGCCAGGAGGACGAUGACUUUGUGGUGGCCGAGACCCAGUCAUUUGUGUUGGAGGCCCAGAACCAGGGCCAUCAGAGCAGCCUUCCAGUGGAACCAACCCUGGAUGCUACGCAGCCCUACGGUCUGGAGCCUUCCUUGGGGGAGGACCGGGAGGAGCAGCCCAGCCGAGGCUCCUUCCAGCUGGGUCUAUCAGACAGCAGGGACCUCAGCCUCCAGGCCAGGGACCAGGCCUCAGGGAGCCCCCAGGCUUUCAGCUCCCCAGAUAGGGAUUCUGACCUGGAGGCCACCCAGACCUAUGCAUCUGGAGGUGGGAGAGAGGAGCCUGGCCUGGGCCAGAGGUCUGCUGUGUUCAGGAGGAACAGGCAGGUGGACUUUGUCCUGGUGGCAACACGGGCUUAUGCUGCCCAGCCUCGCAGUGAGGAAGAUGAAGAGGAGACCCCCACCACGUCUAAUGUUGCUACGACUGAAACCCUGCCCAUGUCUGCCUAUGAGGAAGAGGAGGAAGGUUUGGUUGGGGCCAUGCCCUCAACCCCAGUAAGGAGAGGGAGAUCUGGAGGAGCGAGAGAGGAAGAGGAGCAGGAGACCCAGACUGGUGACGUGCUGAUCAACCAAUACCUCUCCACAGCUCAAACUCUGGACAUGGUCCAGGAGAGUGAUGAUGAGGAGGAAGCCAAACCAGACUCACCCAGAGGAAGAGGACAGUCCCAAGAACAGACAGUAGACGAGGAAGAGACACAGACUGUCUGCUCCUACCUCUCCACUGCUGAAACCCAGCCCAUGUUUACUGCUGCUGCUGCUGAGGAUGAUGACAAUGAGGAGGAAGAACUCAAACCUCCAUCACCCAGAAGGAGGGGAAGGUCCCAGAGAGGGAGAGUAGAAGAGGAGGAGACACAACCUAGUGAGUUCCUCACCAGCUCCCACAUCUCCACUGCUGAAACUCAGCCUAUGGCUACUUGUGACACUGAGGAGGACACCAAAGAUAAAGGACCGGCUCAGAGAGAGCGAGGGAAAGAGUCGGAGGCUGGGACAAGCGGUGUCAGCAGUAGAGGUAGAAGAGGAGGAGAGGAAGAAGAGGAGAGCGCUGAGCCUCCAAAGACACAGGUGCCCCAGACCCCUACAGGUAAGGGCAGAGGUAAGCGUAGGGCCCCUGUGGAAUCAUCACCGUUUGCCAAGACCCCUCGCUCCUCCUCUGCCUCUCCCCUGUCCUCUCUCUCCUCGCCUGGGACACUGUGCCGAGCUUGGGCCUCCACGCAGUCCUAUAAGGUGUUGUUUACAGGAGUGGUGGAUGAGGAGGGGGGAAAGGUGGUGUCUCGUCUGGGGGGCAGCCUGGCGAAGGGCGUGGCCGACAUGACCCACCUGGUGACUGACAGGAUCCGACGCACCGUCAAGUUCCUGUGUGCUGUGGCCCGUGGCGUGCCCGUCGUCACCACUGAUUGGCUGGAUAAGUGUGGUAAGGUGGGUAGUUUCCUACCUACUGACAGGUACCUGGUGAAGGACAGGGAGCAGGAGAACAAGUUCAGCUUCUGUCUGGAGGAAUCAUUGAGGACCGCCAGCACCCAACCUCUACUACAGGGUUAUGAGGUCCAUGUGACCAGGUCAGUGUUGCCAGAGCCAGCCCAGAUGAAGGACAUCAUCGUCUGUAGCGGAGCUCGCUUCCUCUCCAAGAUGCCCUCCACUCAGAAGGCCCAGGCCCGGACCCUAGUGAUAUCGUGUGGAGAGGACUGGUCUCUCUGUGCUCCUGCACUCUCUGCUUCUCUCCCUGUCCUCAGUGCUGAGUUCCUGCUAACUGGUAUAUUACAGCAGAGAGUGGACCUGGUAACCCAUGUCCUCUCAGCCCCCAAACCCAGGGCCCAGCCAGGAGGCAAAGGCCAGGCCAGUGGCAGGAAGAGAAUGUAACACAAAAACAAAAUUCACCUGGGUGGUAUUCAUUAGUGCAUACUGUAGCAAAACAUUAUGCAACAGAAAACAAAAACUAGUGUUGGACAAGUUCAGGUAAACCCUCCCUGUUUUAGUCUGUUUUCUUCCGAUAGGUGAGUAUGACCCUGUCUACAGGGCCAGGGAGAAGGCAUUACAGUUCAAGAGAAAAAAAAAAAAAAAAAAAGAAAAAAAAAAAAAUAUGCCAUUUAGCAGACGCUUUUAUCCAAAGCGACUUACAGUCAUGUGUGCAUACAUUCUACAUAUGGGUGGUCCCGGGAAUCGAACCCACUACCCUGGCGUUACAAGCGCCAUGCUCUACCAACUGAGCUACAGAAGGACCAGACAGACGACACCCGUGUGUGUGUGUGUGUGUGUGUGUGAUAGCAUGCAGCACCCACCUCCACCUGUAUAGAGAACAGUAGCAGGACCAGGCCUCAGAGGAGUGGUAACUACAGUACUACUACCCUGGAGGGGCUGGAGAUUUUUAGACACCUGAGAGGGGAGAAUGAGGAUUCGGAUGUACAAGAGACAGUGGCAGCAUCCCAAAUGGGACCCUAUUGCCUACUUUUGACAAGAGCCCUGCACUAUGUAGGGAAUAGAGUGCUAUUUGGGACGCCAAUGUAAAAGGCUGGUGAGAGGAGACAUCCACCUGUAUGACCAACUAGACAAGAUAGUUGAGAAUGUAUUCACUCAGAUACAAAGACAAACAAACCCAAGAUAUGGAAAUCUAUUCCUAUGUUCGAGGGUAGAGAAUACAUGCAGAGAAAUGCUCUGAAUAGAUUUGUUUAUAAAAAAAAAUGUAAAUAUGAGGUAACAGAGAGAAGAGACAGAAUACAUGAGAUAAUUUACUGCCUAUCCCAGUCAUAUUUAUUUUAUCUGUCUCUUCCCUCCCUCUCCUGAUCCUUCAUCUGCAGUUGAAGUCGGAAGUUUACAUACACCUUAGCCAAAUACAUUUAAACUCAGUUUUUCACAAUUCCUGACAUUUAAUCCUAGUAAAAAUUCCCUGCCUUAGGUCAGUUACGAUCACCACUUUAUUUUAAGAAUGUGAAAUGUCAGAAUAAAAGUAGAGUGAUUUAUUUCAGCUUUUAGUUCUUUCAUCACAUUCCCCGUGGGUCAGAAGCAUUGCCUUUAAAUUGUUUAACUUGGGUCAAACGUUCCCAGGUAGCCUUCCACAAGCCUCCUCUGGCCCAUUCCUCCUGACAGAGCUGGUGUAUAACUGAGUCAGAUUUGUAGGCCUCCUUGCUCGCACAUGCUUUUUCAGUUCUGCCCACAAAUAUUCUAUGGGAUUGACGUCAGGGCUUUGUGAUGGUCACUUCAAUACCUUGACUUUGUUGUCCUUAAGCCAUUUUGACACAACUUUGGAAGUAUGCUUGGGGUCAUUGUCCAUUUGGAAGACACAUUUGCGACCAAGCUUUAACUUCCUGAUGUCUUGAGAUGUUGCUUCAAUAUAUCCACAUAAUUUUCACCACCUCAUGAUGCCAUCUAUUUUGUGAAGUGCACCAGUCCCUCCUGCAGAAAGCACCCCCACAACAUGAUGCUAUCACCCCCGUGCUUCGCGGUUGGGAUGGUGUUCUUCGGCUUGCAAGCCUCCCCAUUAUUCCUCCAAACAUAACAAUGGUCAUUAUGGCCAAACAGUUCUAUUUUUGUUUCAUCAGACCAGAGGACAUUUCUCCAAAAAGUACGAUCUUUGUCCCCAUGUGCAGUUGCAAACUGUAACCUGGCUUUUUUUAUGGCGGUUUAAGUGUAUGUAAACUUCCGACUUCAACUGUAUACUGAUUAAUCGCCAUCCUCUCGCCUUUGUAUAAAGAUAACAUAUAUAUGUGUGUGUCUAUUGCGCGAGGGUAAUGUUGAAUAUACCAGGUCUUCACGAGCUGUGAUUGCUGAAGGGACAUUUCUUCAGUCUUAGAGAAAGGACUGAACUGAUUGUUUUAAUGCUGCUCGUCCAUCUACAUCUUUGUAUGUAGGAGUUAAAUGUGUCUUUAUUUACCCGACCAAUAAACCUUUCAUACUGAACUUCUGA
Messenger RNA from Oncorhynchus keta (chum salmon), 6334 nucleotides. RefSeq names its product mediator of DNA damage checkpoint protein 1-like. The transcript has 10 exons. The coding region runs from base 133 to 4293 and encodes 1386 amino acids. Gene Ontology annotation, biological process: positive regulation of transcription initiation by RNA polymerase II. Gene Ontology annotation, molecular function: protein binding. The record is from RefSeq and is a predicted model, not a curated record. Gene Ontology annotation, cellular component: nucleus. NCBI's taxonomy places the organism in Eukaryota, Metazoa, Chordata, Actinopteri, Salmoniformes, Salmonidae.